AACCCAAAUUUAUUCUCAUUCUAAUCAGCGAAGCUGGUUGGGGAAUGCAAAGCCAAUGGCGCAGCUUCUCAGCCUAAACCCUUUACCAGCCAAAACCAUCCAUGGCUUUUCUUCACCCCCUAUCAGGUUCUGCACUGCAAGCCGCCGCCAAAACGGGAGCCACAACCGAGCUUCCUUGCACCGGCAACCGCAGUGCAAUGGCAGAUUUUCGUGCCUCUUCUCGGACAAUCGCAAACAGGAACAAGCUAGAAAGGCAUUAGAAAGUGCGCUUGGUGGGAAAAAAAGUGAUUUUGAAAAAUGGAACAAAGAGAUUAAAAGGAGGGAGGAGUUAGGUGGAGGAGGUGAUGCUGGUGGAGGAGGUUGGUUUGGAUGGGGCAGAUGGUUCGAUGGAUCGGAUGGUGAUCGUUUCUGGCAAGAAGCACAACAGGGUGGCCUGACUGUCCUGGGUAUUAUUCUCAUGUACCUUAUAGUUGCCAAAGGUGAAGUGAUGCUUGCUAUCAUCUUCAAUCCAUUGCUGUUUGCUUUGCGAGGAACAAGAAAUGGGUUUACUUUCAUAACAUCAAAGGUUUUGAAAAUCACAUCCCAAACUAGUCAUUCUGAUUUUGAUAAUACAUCCAGGGAUGAAGUUUAUAAACAUGUUUCUGCAAAAGAAAGUGUGGUGAGAAAAUGGGGAAGUGAGUAACUUCCCAAGGAUUUUAAAGUUACACACUUACACCCCAAACUAGUCAUUCUGAUUUUGAUAAUCCAUUGUGGUCCGCCCCUUCCCUGGACCCCGCAUAUGCAGGAGCUUUGUACACCGGACUGCCUUAUUUUUAUUUUUAUUUUUUUUAGCAAGGGAUGAAGUUUAUAAGCAUGUUUCUGCGAAUGAAAGUGCGGGGAGAAAAUGGGGGGCAGAGUCUGCUCGUGUUGUAUCCCACUUUUGUAGUUGUAAUGGUAUUUUGUAGGACACCUCUUUUUUUCUCUCUUAUCUCAGUACUUUACAAAUCCUACCCAUUCUCCACAUUAAUUUGUAAUGAAGUAAUUUCUUUUCUUGCUUUAAAA
Molecule: messenger RNA, 1041 nt
Organism: Malania oleifera
Lineage: Eukaryota; Viridiplantae; Streptophyta; Magnoliopsida; Santalales; Ximeniaceae
Exons: 3
Coding region: 56-682 (208 amino acids)
Source: RefSeq, a predicted model, not a curated record